Molecule: messenger RNA, 2063 nt
Organism: Malania oleifera
Lineage: Eukaryota; Viridiplantae; Streptophyta; Magnoliopsida; Santalales; Ximeniaceae
Product: pantothenate kinase 1-like
Exons: 13
Coding region: 347-1714 (455 amino acids)
Biological process (GO): coenzyme A biosynthetic process
Cellular component (GO): cytosol; nucleus
Molecular function (GO): ATP binding; pantothenate kinase activity
Source: RefSeq, a predicted model, not a curated record
GCUGGAGAUGCAGGUCGUUUGAGGAAUUCUUUGAAGCGUUUGCGUAUCUCUUGCAUGUAGAAAUGCCAAUGAGGCAACUCUUAUCGUUGCCAAGCAUGCUUUUCUUUUUUAUCAGGUAGUUGCCAAGAAUGCUUGGUCUGUUGUGGAUUCUGAAGCUGGAUUGAACGAAGCCCAUGUUUCUGCGUGAUAAAUUCAUCGUUUUUAUCCCCAAACAAUUGAUAUUCACAUUAGUUAAUGAAUUAUGGGUCAGCCAUGGCAAUUGAUUAUUCGAAGGUGCUAUGUUGUGACAUAAACACUCAUUUACAGCAAGUACGUUCUUGCCUCUACUAAUAUAAAUGUGUUGAAAAUGGAAAACUUAAAGCAUCAAUGCGAAUUUGAACGCAAUGGAGUUAUGGCUCAUCAAAAUUUUCAUAAGCUGGAUCCAGAAGUUCUUCUCCCCAAACUUCCAUUUGAGAGCUCUCUCAUAUCACUAGACAUUGGAGGAACUCUUAUCAAAGUAGUGUAUCUUUCAAGGCACAACAAGAGAUGUACAAAAGGGCAGAAUGACAUCCUUUCAGAUGGGGAUACCAUAGAGUGUCACAGUCUUGGCGGGCUCCUACAUGUUACCAUGUUUGAGACAAAACAUUUGAAUCAAUGGAUUGAGUUUCUUCAGACUGAAAAACUGUUUAAAGGUGCAAGUUUGGAUCCUCCACCAUUAACGGGCUAUCUUAAAAAUAUAACGAUUAAGCAGGGUCCAGGGAGGGUGGAUGGGAAGCAGCCCGACUCCCUUUGCUGGAAGGCCACUGGAGGUGGGGCAUACAAGUAUGCAGAUAUUUUCAGAGACAAGCUAGGCAUUACACUUGACAAGGUUGAUGAAAUAGCUAGUGUUGUAGCUGGCGCAAAUUAUUUGCUACAGGAAAUUGAUCAUGAAGCUUUUACACAUGUAUGUGGGAAGAAGACAUUUUUAGAAAUUGACUCAAAUACUUUAUUCCCUUACCUUCUUGUCAACAUUGGUUCUGGUGUUAGCAUAAUUAAGAUUAUCGGAAACAGAAAAUUUGAACGAAUAACUGGUACCCACUUUGGGGGCGGCACUAUCUUAGGCCUUGCCAGUUAUGAUGACUUCUUGGAAUUGAGUCAGCAUGGGGAUAACUUUGCUCUGGACUUGACAGUUGGAGAUAUCUAUGGAGAUGUGGGUUAUCCAGAGCAUAAUCUUUCACCCUCUGCCAUUGCUUCUAGCUUUGGGAAGGUCAACGGCAGUAGAAAACUUUCAGAAUACAAAGUUGAGGAUCUUGCAGCCACUCUUUUAAGAGAUUUUACAUACCAUAUAGCACAGAUCUCCUACCUUGUAGCUGCCCUCUUGGGGCUUAAGAAGAUCUAUUUUGGAGGUUCAUACAUACGCAGGAAUGGCUUCACAAUGGAUAAUAUUUCAUAUGGGCUUAAUUACUGGUCCAAAGGUCAAAUGCAAGCUGUAUUUUUACAACAUGAAGGUUUCUUAGGAGCUGUAGGUGCACUACUAAAAUACAAGAGGAUCGAUGCUGAUGUGUUGCUGCCACAUGUGUCUACCACAGAGCUUUCUUGUGCUUCUGGCACUGAAUACGAUAGUAGAGAAUUAUACGAAGGUGAAGAUAGUCUCAGCAGAGAGGUGCAGACACUAAGAGCUGAGAUAGAUAUUUUACAAAAGGAGAAGGCAAUACUGAUUGAACAGUUGCAAGCAAAAAAUUCAAGCAAUGGGUGAAAGUUAUGGAGGUGAACAUGUGAAUGUGUUCCUUUCCUGGCAGUUUGAAAGCUGCAAGCAAUCAUUCCACAACCAAGCAGAUAGAAGUAUGCCUUGCAAGUUUACUUUUUGCUAGUACUAGCAUGAGGAUUUGAUUACUGUUGGACUUCGAGAAUUCUCAUUUAUUUAUUUUUUUUGCUACACAAAGUUCUCCAAGGUGUGAAAUUAAUUGGUUGUACCAGUAUAGUGCUCACCCCAUAUUGUUUCCACAAAAAUUUGUAAAAAGUAUAGUUUUAUCUCUGUAAAUAAAAACAUUGUUAAUUUUUCUACUUCUAUUAUGAUAAAUAUAGGGGCAUAUCACUUUGAGGAA